ACGGUUAUGAGCGACCAUGAGCAUAAUCAUACGGGCCAUCAGCCCUCCUACACGAGGAUUUUUGCAAGGAAGUUCCCCAUCAUCGGGUGGGUCCCUAUUGGGUUCUACAUUCCUGACUGCACUUCGAAGUAUGACUUGAGAAGGCUCAUCGAGAAGCACGGAGGAAUUGUGGUCAAGUAUGAAGCGUUUUGUUACCAAAUCAAGCCUCAGAAAGAGUGUAAUGAUCUUAAGAAGUUCUACACUGGCAAUAUUUACUCUUCCAAGUGGAUCAAGGCUUGUAUUAAAAGAGGCAAGUUCAUUGAAGAUAAUGAGUCAUAUUGUCUUGGAUUUAACCGGAACCCAGCCUUGAAGACUAUUACUAAGAAGAGAACUGCCUACACUAUCAUCGAAGUGCUAAAGAUGUUUGAUAUGGCAAAUAAAGUCAUCGAUUACUCGAGCAGAUCCGUGAAAUUCUGGGAUGAGGUCGAGAAGAAAUAAUAUUAUUCCGGAUAGAACAAGCCAGAGCCUCAGAACUGCAUGGAGGAAGUUCUCAAAGUACGGAGAAGAGCAGUUUAUCAAAGAAGCGUUAAAAGACCAGAAAAUCAGGUUCUCCCACCAGUUCGAGUCAGUUCCAUUUUUGAAGUCUCAGCCUAAAGUUGUUGCUCAACCCCCUCCAAAACCUCAAAUUUCAGUUUCAGUGCAUUCAGAGGAGGGAGAAGCCAAAGAAGAAGUUGAAGAAAUUGAACAAAGAGAAAUAGACCAAAGGCAAAUUCAUGAAGAGAUCGAGGAACCUCUCGAUAUGGAGGUGUGCUCAAGAGAAGCUAGCGAAGAAGCUGCCCAGCAAGAAGAGGAUGACAAUUGUGAGUUCCUCCUUGCCAUUGAAGAUCUCCAGAGUGCUCUGGCUUUUAAUGCCACGGAUGAUAGAACUUACUCAUUGAAUGCUCCCAAGCGGAGAAAAGACAAAACAUUGAGUGAGCUCUAUGACGAUGCUGAGAACAUAAGCAUCGGAGAUUAUGAGGCCACAAAGAUCAACUCUCCUGACGGGUCCAAUGACGAUUCGACGAGGUUCAACUCAAAAUGCUCUGGAGAAAAUGUAGACUAUAUGAACUCAAAUAUUUCGAUUACAAGAAAUAGAAUUAGCAAUGAGUUUACAGUGAAGAAAGUAGCUGUUCAAAAAUCAAAGCAACAGUUCUUUGAAGACCUCUCCAAAGAGCUCAGAAGUCUUUCCAAGGAAUAUGGAAAGGAAAUGGACGAGAUGCACAUGCUCUUCAUGGAAGUCUCCUGUGACUUAGGAGAACUCAAAAGCCUUUUGAAAGGCAUGAAAGCUCCUAAAUGGAGCAUGCUUGAAGACCUUGCCAUCCAAAGCGAGCCAGACUCCGCAGAAUUUAAGCAUAUUUGCAAUAGCAAAGGCGAAUCUCACGUUCUCAAAAGAAGGAAGUUCCUUGAGUUGCAUGGGUAGCUUUCCGAAGGCCACGCUUGCGUAAUAAAGGUUGAUUGCAUGCCUUGUCUACCUCCAUUUUGCUGUUUGCUUCAACAAAAUUCA
Moneuplotes crassus is the source of this 1522-nucleotide messenger RNA. The record is from the annotation of a GenBank genome assembly. NCBI's taxonomy places the organism in Eukaryota, Ciliophora, Spirotrichea, Euplotida, Euplotidae.